Messenger RNA from Thecamonas trahens ATCC 50062, 1404 nucleotides. RefSeq lists its product as uncharacterized. The record is from RefSeq and is a predicted model, not a curated record. The transcript has 2 exons. Lineage: Eukaryota; Apusomonadida; Apusomonadidae. The coding region runs from base 1 to 1404 and encodes 467 amino acids.
AUGUCCGCUCACAGCGACGACCAAGACUCCGAGCUCGGCUUCGACCCAGCAGCCGGGACAAGCUCAGACACUCUCGGUGACGACGAGCUCUUCUCCCCGACCAAGAAGGCGACAACGACCGUCGACGUUACUGCGCCACCGCCUAAUGACCAUGUGGCAUACGUUCAUAAGCGGCUGGCAGAUGCUCGUGGAGGUCACGCAGCGCUGGAAAAGUUUGAAGAGUCGCGGGCACGGAUGACGGUGGCACAAGCGGAUCGGGAAGAGAAGCAUCGUUCUCGGCUCAUCCAACGGCUUGGUGGUGCGGUGGCCACUUCUCAGGCCCUGGUUGAACUGCUUCAAAAGCAUGCAGCUGGAGCGAGUGCCAUGGCUGACAUGCUGAAGGAGACGGCGGCAGCAGCGGCUCGCAUCGAAGAUCUCGGCUCAAUCGGUGCCGCCUUGGCUGCCCUCGGCUCGGCCGAUCUCACCUCGCUGGCGGCGUACGAAGAGUACGCCGCGCUGCUGGCGAGUGAGCUCAUUCCGCGUGCAAAAGCUCUGGCCAAAUCGACCGCUGCUACCGCGAACAAGCUCGGAAAGGCCAUCGCGGCGGCAACCAACAAGCUCGGUGACGCCCGGGCUGCGCUCGAUGCGCACUACGCCCGCCACGCCAAGGUCACCCAAUUCCGCGACGAGGCAUCAGCGUCGGCCAAGGCCGCCAAGGCCGCCGAUCCGUGGCUCACCCAGCACGAGUACAAGCAGAGCCUUCGGUCUGCCCGCAAGGCCGAGUCGGCCUACCGCCACACCAUGGGCGCCCUCUUUGUCAAGUACUCUGAGCUCGAGGUCGAGCGCGGCGCGGCGCUCAAGACCAUCCUCGAUGACAUGGCCACCGCCCGCAAGGUCCUCCACCUCAAGGCUUCGGACGCGCUAGCCGAGCCCAAGGCCCUCGCCCGCGCCAUCAACGGCCAGGCUGAUGUCAACGCCUUUACCAAGAAGAGCUUUACCGAGCCGCCCGUCCCCGACGUCACCAAGGGCUCGCGCUACCUCAAGUUUAACUCGCCGCACAUCCUCAAGCACGGCAUGCUCUCGCUCCAGCGCGGCACCGUCUUUACUUCGUGGAAGCCACACCUGUUUGUACUCUCGUGCUACGGCUACCUGCAUCACUUUCCGCCCGACAAGACCCCGUCUGAUCUCGCCACCCUUGCUCCCGAGCUCUCGCUCUACCUUCCAGCAUACACGCUCCGCCCGGGCCCGCACCCCAAGGCCGGCGAGUGCGCCUUUGAGCUCCGCCAGCGUGAGAGUGGUUGGUUUACCUCGGCGAAAUCCACCGUCAUUAAGGCCUCGUCCGUCUCGGAACGUAUCGCCUGGGAAGCUUCUCUCCAUGCCGUCAUGCAUGUUCACACGUCAUCGCCGUCGUCGUCGACAGCGUGA